This is a messenger RNA of Symbiodinium sp. CCMP2592, 417 nucleotides long. Lineage: Eukaryota; Dinophyceae; Suessiales; Symbiodiniaceae. The record is from the annotation of a GenBank genome assembly.
AUGUGCUUCCCUCGGAUGCUGCGGGCUACCGUGGGCUACCUGGAUGCUGGGAAGCUCGUCUUUGCGGAUGAGAUCGCUCGGCGAUCGUCGGAAACCCUUUGGACCAGGAGAGGAGAAUGCACACCGCUUGGACCUGGUCACGGAGCAGGCAGCAAGACUAGAGCAUAUGUGGGUGAUCGCACUGACCUUGCUGACCGUGUGCAUCUGGCAUGCGCGGCACGACGCGCAGCACGGGGUGCAGUCCCCGCCGGGAAGCUGCUGCGCUUCUACUCACAGUACUGGCUCUACCGCUCGAGCCAUUCCUAUGUGUACGGCGCUUUUCCGUCGAUGCGGAAAGUCUGGGUUGUCUACGUGUUGUACGUGAGGACUGAAGCAAGAGCAUUUGCAAAGAUUUGGCCUGCUUCGCGCUGCCCCUAG